Myxocyprinus asiaticus (Chinese sucker) is the source of this 4320-nucleotide messenger RNA. RefSeq names its product cytosolic phospholipase A2 zeta-like. NCBI's taxonomy places the organism in Eukaryota, Metazoa, Chordata, Actinopteri, Cypriniformes, Catostomidae. Gene Ontology annotation, molecular function: calcium-dependent phospholipid binding; calcium ion binding. Gene Ontology annotation, cellular component: cytosol. The record is from RefSeq and is a predicted model, not a curated record. Gene Ontology annotation, biological process: glycerophospholipid catabolic process.
AAACAAAUCUUUGCAAAGUGGCACUGUUUUGCAACAUAUGUUGUCUUUUAUUAUCUAAAGUGUGGGAAUUGUAAUGUUUGGCUUGUUUUGGUCUAUAAACAAUGUAAAUCUUGCAAGUAUUGCAUAAUGUAUAAUGAAAACUACUUUUGAAAUCAAACAAAAGAACUGAAGGAGAUUUUUCAGUUUAUUUCUCAUCGUCACCAUUAUCUAUGGUUUUUUUUCAACAGAGAGAAGUCAAGCCAUACUGGAAUCUGUCCGUCAAAGUUUUACGUGCAAAGAUCAGUCAGUCAUCUGACUACUUGUCUGCGUCUGAUUGCUAUAUCAUCCUAAAUUUACCCACUGCGUCUGCCCGUACAAAUCGCACCAAGACCAUCCCAAAUAGUGAUGCACCUGAAUGGAAUGAAACCUUCUAUUUUAGGCUUCACAGCAGUGUAAAGAACAUUCUGGAGUUCUUGAUCUAUGAUGAGGACCCAUUCAUGAGAGACGACCACAUCGCCACCAUUCUGUUUGACAUCAAUAACCUCACACCUGGGAAAAAGGAGACAAAAUGCUUCAUUAUAAAUGAUACAACAAAGGAUGAAUUAUGGGUGGAGUUAGAGAUCACAAAGAGCUCUGAGACCCAAGUGCCCUGCAUCUCUAAUGGAGUGUUGGUGGCAGGUCCUUUUUGUGAGCUGAAAAUUGAAGUAGACAAGCUGCUCAAGAACUCUGAAGCAAUGCGGAACAUGGUGUUAAAGCUGAAAGGGGCAUACAAAGAGGAUCUCGUGAUCUCAGACUCUGAGGAGAACUCUAGUUUCCUAAAGACAUUACGAUACUACAUCAACCGAGACCUGGAAACUGAACUCAAUCUCACUUCUGAGACUGUUAUCUCCUUAACACAGGCUGCAACAGACGUAGUGGAUUGUGCAACAGCAAACAUUGUAAACACUGGAUCCUCAAUCCCUUUAAAACCACUGCCAGCCAAACACCAUCUUACAGUCUCUUUGCCUGUUGGAGAGGAAAAAGUUGAUCUGCAGCUCCAAACAGACUAUCGCUCUAAUGAAGAUCUAGAUGUACGUCUGGAUUUUGAUAUCCCAAUAGAAGAAAAGAAUUUUUUGGUGAAAAGGAGAAAAGUUGUGUCACAAGCUCUACAGAAAGCUUUGAAUCUCAAAUUUCCACCUGAACCCAGCAAGGUCCCAUUGGUGGCUGUGGUGUGUUCUGGGGGUGGGUCUAGAGCGAUGACUGGCACAUGCGGAAGCCUAAAAGGCCUGCAGAAGCUCCAACUCCUUGACGCAGUCAGCUACAUCACAGGGGUUUCUGGUUCUACAUGGGCUAUAUCUUCUCUUUAUGAAGACCCUAACUGGUCAAAGAGUGACUAUGAUAAGUUUAUGGAGUUUCUUAAAAAGGAGCUCUCUAAAGGUAUGCUCACCAUGUUUUCCCGUGAGCAGCUACAGCACUACAAACAAAAACUGGAAGAGAGAGAGAAAGAAGGACACCUUGUCUCCCUCAUUGACAUGUGGGGUCUGGCUAUAGAGUAUCUCAUCAAAGGGAAGAAACAAAUGGGUACACUAUCUGAACUGCAGAAGACACUGUCAGAAGGCCAGAACCCUCUACCCAUCUUCAGUGCUGUCAACUUGAAGAAUGGCAAGACAGAAAGUAUAGUGGAUGCUGAAUGGUGUGAAUUCACCCCAUAUGAGGUUGGAUUUCCCAAGUAUGGUGCCUUUGUACCUGCACAGAACUUUGGGAGUGAAUAUUACCUUGGUCACAUGGUCAAGAAACUUCCUGAACCUAGGUUGUCCAUGCUGCUGGGCUUGUGGAGCAGUGUGUUCUCAAUAAAUCUGACACAGAUCUGGAGUUAUGCCACUGGAGUUGCCCCCUCAUGGACUACAGAAGGAGUGAGUAACACAGAAACUGAUAGUAAACCAACAGCACUUUGCACGUACAUGAUCAGCCCUGUGACUGACUUGGCUAAAAUGGUGAGUGGCUUUCUGAACAGCCGCCCCAUUAUCAGCCAGAUAUACAACUUCCUGAGAGGCUUGAAUCUGCACAGGGACUACAGUGAGAACACUGGCUUCAUCACAUGGAAAGAAAAACACCCAGAUACCUUUCCUAACAACAUGACACCAGUUGAUCCUGUGCUAAGCCUGGUAGAUUCUGGAUUUGCUUCAAAUUCAGGAUUCGCUCCUGUGGUACGCUCUCAAAGACAUGUGGACAUUAUUCUGUCUCUAAACUUUUCCUGGGAGGAACAGUUUAAGGUCUUGAAGCAAUCUCAUGAAUACUGCACUGAUCGCAAGAUUCCAUUUCCGAAGAUCGACUUCAAAAUGGUGGAGUCAGAGCCACUAAAGGAAGUUUAUGUGUUUGAGGAUAAAGAUAAUCCAGAGGCUCCCAUAGUGAUUCACUUUCCCUUGGUGAAUGUUUCAUUCAAACAGUUCAAAGCUCCUGGAGUGAGGAGAGAGGGUGAGAAAGAGCUGAGGGAGGGAGCAGUUGAUGUUGACCUUAACAGUAACACCUCUCCAUAUAUCACUCACAAACUCACUUACACACCAGAGGACUUCCAGAAGCUGAUCAACCUCACCUCCUACAACAUCGAAAACAACAAAGACAUAAUUUUAAAAAUGCUGAACAAAGUUCUGAACAGAAACAGAGAAAGGCAGACAGGUAAUGAUAACAGAAAAGAGAUUAAGGCGGUAAAAAGACCACAACCAAAACCAGGAUCACAAAAAACACAAAAGAUAGAAGCAAGAAGACUUUGAUAAAUGCUGCUCUGGGGUACUCCUCAGAACAAAGUCCUAUGGUAUCUUGAAGGCAGCACUAAGAUCUAGAAGCACUAGAAGAGAAAUGUAACAGUGGUCAGAUGAUAAGUGCAGUCUCUGUACUAUAAUGAGGACUAAAUCCUGACUGAAAUUCUUCACAGAUACAAUUUUUGUUUUUUUGUUUUUUGUUUUUUUCUGUAAAAAUGUAAAACACAGUUGAGAAGAUACUACCUUUUCUAGUAUUUUAGACAUAAAUAAGAGAUUUGAGAUGGAGUGAAAAUAAAAUCCAGUGUCAGUGUAGAGGAUGUUUGUUUGGCUGUUGGUGAUGUUGUAAGUCAUAACAUUGUGUCGGCAUCUCGAAUGAACAAUACAAUUGUGUUAUUUUUUAGCACUGUCAAAAAUGUAUAAUGUUGUCCGAGGUGUUAAAAAUAAGAAUCUAUUAAAAAUCUAGUUUAAAAUAGAAGUGUAAUUUUUGUGUAAAAAUAAAAUUACUUUAAAAAUGUCAUGUGGUGUAAACAUAACCAAGUAAAAAGUAUAAUAAUACUUAAUUUGCACCUUGAAUACAUGAGAGGUAUUCAUAUUAUAUAAUAUUAUAUAUAUAUAAAUAACUUAAUCAUUAAUUUCAAAAAACAAAAACAAAACAUUAUGCAUUUUUGAGUCAAAAUUAUGUUUUCUCAGGGUUACACCACAUAAACUGAACAAGAUGUGCCCUUUUCAUAAAAAGUCAAAAUGAAUAUCAAAUGUUUUUUUUUAAAGCUUCACACUUAGUCUUGAGGAUCUCAAGGUGUCCUCUCUGUUUUAUGGUUUUUAUGGUCAACAUAAGCAACACAAUGGCUACCUACAUACUGGUUACACCACAUGACUUUGAUUUGGUGGACAAAACCAUUUAAAACAAUUAACCAUAUUUUAAAACACAGUUGUUUCACUGCUUUAUUUUUAAGAAAUAACAAUAAAAGAUUAUUCUGCAGUAGUCAUGCCAACAUUUCAUUUUUCAAGAAUUCAGCUUUUAAUGAGACUUUGAUGUUUAUUAUUAUUAUUAUUUAAUUUUUUUGAUGUUUCUGGACACCACAUUUUUUACUUUUGCUUUUUUAUUUAUUUAUUUUUUUAUGUAUUUUUAAUUUAACAGAUCUGGACAAAAAAAUUACUGUCACGUCAUUGUCCCUUACACGUGGCCAUAAUAUGCACCUGUUACCCUCUGUUAUUGAAUUUGAUGAUGAAUUUUGUGAAUAUAAUCCAUAUGGUCAUGAAAAAGUUUACUGUUCGCUCACUGUCACACACACAUUUUUUAGUAAUGGAAGUUUGGGCUUUUUGAAGCAUGCUUAAACAGUGGUGCUAAAAGUUGUUCUACACACAAAAGUGUUUGAGUUAAAAACAUGCACAUGCUGUAACUGUACAUUUGUCAUAGCAGUAUCUUACCUUCUGUUCUCUUCUUUUUAAAGAAAGACAAAAGAUUUCCUCUAACUGUUCUCUUGGCCAUUUUUGAAAGAACGCUAGAAAGAACAUGUCAACCAAUUGCUCCGACAUACCUGCUGUUGGUGUUUUCAGAAAACCGGGCCUUUUCGCAGUGGAGAGAUAGCUUGCGUGCUCAUGG